This is a messenger RNA of Eurytemora carolleeae, 1753 nucleotides long. It is a transcript of the gene mnd, whose product is annotated as Y+L amino acid transporter 2. Bases 103 to 1722 code for a protein of 539 amino acids. Gene Ontology annotation, molecular function: L-amino acid transmembrane transporter activity. The record is from RefSeq and is a predicted model, not a curated record. Gene Ontology annotation, biological process: amino acid transmembrane transport. The transcript is spliced from 19 exons. Lineage: Eukaryota; Metazoa; Arthropoda; Copepoda; Calanoida; Temoridae. Gene Ontology annotation, cellular component: membrane.
UAAAAAAAUAUUUUUUUCAGAACUAAAGUAAAAAUAAAUGUGAAAAAAUGGCGACCAUGCAUCUCAAUUGAUCAUCUCCUUAAAAAGUUGUUUUGCCAAGAAAUGGCGUCCAAAAAUCCAGAAAAUGUUGUUGUUGAAGGAGAACAAACAACAAAUACAAAAAUGAAGAGAAAUCUAGGACUAUUUGAUGGUGUCAGUAUAAUUGUUGGUAUUAUUGUUGGGUCUGGAAUAUUUGUGAGUCCGAAGGGAGUUCUUUUAUAUUCAGGAUCCCCAGGAUUAGCUUUAAUAGUGUGGACAUUAUCUGGUUUAAUCAGCCUGAUCGGAGCUCUCUGCUAUGCAGAGCUUGGUACAAUGAUUCCUCAGUCCGGAGGGGAUUAUGCAUACAUUAAUUCAGCUUUUGGACCAUUGCCUGGAUUUUUAUACCUUUGGUCAGCACUUAUCGUUAUUAUGCCUGCAGGCAAUGCAAUCACUGCCCUGACGUUCUCUCAUUAUGUUCUUGAACCGUUCUAUCCUGAAUGUUCACCUCCUGACUCUGCUAUCCGUCUGCUUUCUGCUUCUCUUAUAUGUUUGCUGACUGCUGUCAACUGUAUGAAUGUAAAAGCUGCAGCUAAAGUUCAAGACGUCUCCUCUGUUACAAAGGUGUUUGCUAUGCUUGUAAUAGUAGUUGCUGGUUUUGUUUACUUGGGAGGAGGACAUCAAGAGAACUGGCAGGAUCCAUUCCAGGAUUCAACUACAUCUGUUGGGAAAAUAGCUUUAGCUUUCUACUCGGGACUUUUUAGUUUUGCUGGCUGGAACUACCUAAACUUUGUCACAGAAGAACUAACAGAGCCUGAGAAAAAUCUGCCGCGGGCUAUUGCUAUCUCGAUGCCACUGGUUACCGUUAUCUACCUACUGGUUAACUUUGCUUACUUCACUGUUCUUUCCCCUACAGAGCUCCUGGCUAGUAAUGCUGUUGCAGUGACUUUUGGAAACAGAUUAUUGGGUGGUAUGAAGUGGAUUAUACCAGUAUUUGUGGCUUGCUCUACUUUCGGAGCAGUUAAUGGUGGCAUAUUUGCAUCUUCCAGGUUAUUUUUUGUUGGAGCUCGUAAUGGACACAUGCCUCGCCUCAUGUCACUGCUAAGCAUUACUCAUCUUACACCAAUACCUUGUCUUAUUGUUCUGUGUAUAAUAACCCUGGCUAUGCUGAGUACCUCCAAUGUACUUGUUCUCAUCAAUUUUGCUUCUUUCGUGGAAUCUCUGUUUAUAACAGUGUCUGUAGCUGGACUACUAUACUACAGGUGGAAGCAUCCUGACCUCAGACGUCCAAUAAAGGUUAACAUUAUCCUUCCUGUCCUAUUCUUCGUGGUGUGUAGUGGACUAAUCUGUAUACCUAUAUACGCUCAACCACAGGAAGUUGGGUUUGGUUUAGUGAUAAUAGGAAGCGGAGUACCUGUAUAUUUUCUCUUCAUUUGGAACAAGAAACGACCUCAGUGUCUUAAAACAACAAUUAGAAACCUUGAUAUCUUCGUCCAGAAGAUUUUUUACGCUGUUGUGGAAGACGAAUAUAAAGAAGAGAAUGAAGAGGAAGAUAAAGAAGAGAAUGAAGAGGAAGAUAAAGAAGAGAAGGAAGAGGAAAAUAAAGUUGACACUACUGAGAAGAUUACACAAGAAGAAGAAGGAGAAGAAGAUAGAACACAAGAAACAGACAAAUUUCUUGUUUCCCCAGAUCGAAAAAAUGUUUAAAAAGAAUAAUUGUGCCAAAAACUUUUUUUAA